Molecule: messenger RNA, 2243 nt
Organism: Lates calcarifer (barramundi perch)
Lineage: Eukaryota; Metazoa; Chordata; Actinopteri; Centropomidae
Gene: tti2
Product: TELO2 interacting protein 2
Exons: 10
Coding region: 164-1702 (512 amino acids)
Cellular component (GO): nucleoplasm; centrosome; cytosol
Source: RefSeq, a predicted model, not a curated record
CUCCGAACGUACCGUCCCUCCUGUUUAAAACAUCCGGAGGUUUCAGUCUGUUUGCUGCCAACGUGAGGAGAUAAUUUACGUGUCAAAUUAAAAUAAAAUCUGCUCGUUUCUUCGCGUCGAUGAAAGAAAAUAAACCGAAGUGAGUGAAGCGGCUGAUUUCAGGAUGGAGCUUUCAUCUUUACUCCAUGACCUUCAUCUCUCCUCCUCAGAGAAGCCCCUCCCCUCUCCUCCUCUCCCACCAAUCACAGAGCUCCUGUCUCGGCUGCAGGAGAAGCUGAUUGGUGCGUCCUCAGACUCGGAUGCGAGUGGCCUGAUCGGUCGAGUCGAGCGGCUCUUUCUAACAGCGGAUCCUGAUUGGCUGCUCUCUCUGGACCCGUCCAAUGAGGAGGGCGGGGGGGCGGAGCUUUGGUCUGCAUACAGGUCUCUGAUUGACGCUCUAAUUGGUCGAGCAGCUCUGCCGCUCUGCGAGGACGACUGCGGCUCCCUGACGCCUGCAGCCUAUCAGGGCGUCCCAGCCCGAGCCGUCCCGGUCUGCUCGGCCCUCAGGGCGCUGCUGGGAACUCUGGGAAACGGUGACAGGACCGGUCUGCUGCUGACGGCGGCUCCACCUGUGUGUGUGUUCGCUGUGACGCAUUUCCAGGACCAGGCGUGGACCAACUCCUCCUCCAGGGCGGCGGCGCAGAGCCUGCAGGAGGCGCUGCUGCGGGCGGGCAGCUGGCGAGACUCUGCCCAACUCCUGAUGGGGGAUGGGAGUCAGGACGAGGAGGGGGAGGAGGGAGGGAGGAGCAGAGGGAUUCUGGGAGGAGUCCUGGACGUCCUGCAGCCUCAACUCACCAAGGACUCAUGGCAGCGUUGUGAAGCAGUGAAGCUGGUGUUUGCAUGGACUCUCCUGCAGGUGACUCGCCCCUCUCUCUCCCCUCACCUGCCUCGCCUCCUCCCCCCCUCCCUCCUCCUCAGUGACCACUACAGACCAGAGAACUGCAUGCUGGGAGUUCGCUGUCUGCACCACAUCGUACUCAACACGCCUGCUGCUGAUCUCCGUCAGUUCAACAGAGCAGAAGUCGUCUAUCAAGCGUUAUUCAAACACCUGUACACCACAGAGGCUGCUGUCAUACAGCUGGUCCUGUCCUGUCUGCUGGACCUGCUGUUGGUCUUGGAGAAACCCCCCUCCUCGCUCGGCCCCUCCUCCGCCCACAGGAAGCCCUGUCGCCACGACGACGUGCUGCGUCUGGUCCUGACUCACAUGGAGGCGGAGCACAAAGUGGCGCUGCGACGAGUCUACGCCUCCGCCCUGCCAGGUUACAUAGACAGGAUGGGAGUGGCAGUGUGCAGACACCUGCGGCGGGUGGAGCGGGUGGUGCUGGGAUACCUGGAGAUCAGAGAUCCACCUGAAGAGACGAACAGACUGAGAAUCCUGGAGGUCCUGGAGAAAACCACCAGAGCAGCCUGGCCACGGAUGGGCUGUCGAGUCAACGCGUUGCUGUGUCGCCUGUUGCGGUUGCUGGUUGAUGUUUGCUCGGACUCUGAUCUCAGUGAUUCCGUCCGACAGCAGCUGAUGGAUCGAACCGCGCUCUGCGUCAAACUGCUGGACGCCUGCUUGCACGGAAAACUACAGCCUCUCCUCCGGCAGGUCGACAGCAGCUGUUGCAGCCCCGACGUGCUCGCCUGCCUGGCGACUGUAACCGUGACGACAGAGAGGUGACGCACACCUGGAGCACCUGGCAGUUGGACUGUGACGGAGUGAAGCUGCUGUCUGCAGACGAAUCAGAGCAGAGGUUGGAGAUUCUGCUGAUGUUGGUGUUUGGGACAUUUGAAGCUGCACGAGAGAGAAUUUCAAAAUAAAAGUCUGGUGUUGUACUUCCUGUCAUCAAAGCUGGUGUUCAGUGCGUCUCUCAGCAGCUUCCUGUUGGUGUUUCUCUGCUCUGAGGUUCCUGCUGAAUCAGAAUCAGUGUCUGAGGUUUAAUGACGAGAAGAAAACUGAAGAGACAAACUGAUGAAUCAGAGUCGGACACAAACUUUAACUGAUGAAUAUCAUCAUCUUUCACUUCCACAUCAGCUGCAUCAUAAACAUAAUAACAUCACUUCAUGUUCAGCUCCGUGUUUAAAGCUGCUGUAUAAAUGGAUAAGUUCAAACUCUAUAAAUAUAAAAUGAGCUGCCGUCUGACUAAUCAGUUAAAUAAUUAAUGAACUGGUGACUUGUUGCAGUGAUGAAUUUGUGGAGAGAUUAAAGGCCUGAGUCUGCA